CCAUGUUGCGCAUCACAGCUGGUAAACUUGGUAGCGCCAUCCGUGGCACCAUUGGCGUGACCUCGUCGCGCGUCGCUGCCGUCCGCGCCCUGCACGGAUCUGAGGAAUCUGCGGAGGAUUUUGACAAGCGCUACGAGAAGUACUUCAGCCGCGAGGGCAUCGACGGCUGGGAGAUCCGCAAGGGUAUGAACGAUCUGCUGGGCAUGGAUCUGGUGCCCAGCCCCAAGGUCAUCGAGGCUGGCCUGCGCGGUGCUCGCCGUGUCAACGACAUCGCUUUGGCAAUCAGGUGGCUGGAGGGCUGCAAGGACAAGUGCGGUGACCAGAAGGCUACCCUUUAUCCCUACUUGCUGGAGAAGAUCACCCCUACCCUCAAGGAGCUGGGUAUUCCCACCAUUGAGGAGCUGGGCUACGACAAACCCGAACUGGCCCUCAAGUCGGUGUACGACCUCUAAGCAGUGCAUACCGAGCUGCUUUUCCACAUAGUUUAAUGAAAAAGCAAAACAGUACACAAUACCCUCACCUCUCAGAGACACUAGCUACACAUCCAUAGUAUCCCAAGUAUGGUGUGGAUGAACAUGUUAUUGGAUUGCAAAUAAAAGGAGAUUGGAGUAAGGCUACCACCACACAAAUGCA
This is a messenger RNA of Drosophila persimilis, 633 nucleotides long. RefSeq names its product cytochrome c oxidase subunit 5A, mitochondrial (gene COX5A). Bases 3 to 452 code for a protein of 149 amino acids. Lineage: Eukaryota; Metazoa; Arthropoda; Insecta; Diptera; Drosophilidae. Gene Ontology annotation, cellular component: mitochondrial inner membrane. The record is from RefSeq and is a predicted model, not a curated record. The transcript has a single exon. Gene Ontology annotation, biological process: mitochondrial electron transport, cytochrome c to oxygen.